UGAUCAGUACGCCCUCUUCCGAACCUGAACCUAAACCCCAAUUCCUUUCCCAGGGCCGCCGCCGUCUUCCUUAAACCCUAAGCUCAGCCAUGCGAGGCCGCCACCACCUGCUUGGCUUCCUCCGCCGCGCGGCGGCCGCCUCCCCGUCCUCCGCCGCCCACCCUCUCUGCCACCUUCACUCGAUCCCGCCACGAAAUGGCGCCGCCGUUCCCAUCGGCGUCCGAUUCCUCUCCUCGCGCGCCGGCGGCGCCGCCUCGAAGAGCCUAAUUGAGGACGAGGCCGACCUCAGCGACUGGGUCAGCGACCUCAAGACCGACUCCUUCCACCUCGGCGUCAGCAGCGGCGACGAGGGCGAGGGCUCCCGCAGACCCGCUGCCUCCAGGGGAGGCCGCAGAGGGAGGGAUUCGGGGGGGCCGCCUCCGAGAUCGAGUUUUGAUGGUGGCGAGAGGCGUGGCGGUGAGUUCAGCGGCGAGAGGCGAGGCCGUGGUGACUUCGGCGGCGAUAGGCGCGGCGGUCGGUUCGGCGGCGCUGAUGCUCGUGGUGGUCGGUUCGGUGGCGAUAGGCGUGGUGGUCGGUUCGGCGGCGACAGUCGCGGUGGUCGGUUCGGCGGUGACAGGCCUGGUUUCGAGCGAAGGGGGAGGGUGGCGAGUUCUGAUCUCAGCGAUGAUGAUGAUGCUGGGUUUGGUUCUGCGAGGGGAAGGCGAGGGCGCGGCGGGAUGUCUUCCGGGUUUUCACAGAGAGGAGGGAGGGGAGGUGAUUUCGGUGAUGAUGCUGGGUUUCGGUCUCCUAGGGGACAGCGUGGCCGUGGUGGGAGGACAUCAGGUAUGUCGCACAGGGGAGGGAGGUACGGCGACUUGGAUGGAGAAGAAGCUGGGUUUGGAUCUGCCAGGGGAAGGCGAGGUCGUGGUGGAAGGGAGCCAGGUUUGUCACGCAGAGGAGGCAGGGGAAGUGAUUUGGAUGACGAUGAGGAUGACAGUGGUGAAGAACUUGGUUUUCGGUCUCCCAGGGGAAGGCAAGGUCGUGGUGGACCGGAGUCAGGUUUGUCACGCAGAGGAGGCAGGGGAAGUGAUUUAGAUGACAUCGAGGAUGACAGUGCCGAAGAAGUUGGUUUUGGGUCUCGCAGGGGCAGUCGGGGCCGUGGUGGAAGGAUGUCUGGUUCGUCAGGCAGGGGAGGCAGGGAAAUUGAUUCUGAUGAUGACGAGGAUGACAGCGAUGAUGCCAUUGAGUUCGGAGCUUCUGGUAAGAGAGGAGAGAAAAGGGGGAAUUUGGGCUCACGUAGAGGAGGUAAAGGUGGGGAUGUGGAUUUUGGUGACCGGCAGUCAAGGGGUGGGAAAGCAUUUAAUUUUGGUUCGUUAGAGAGUGAUAGUGAGUCAGGGGAAGCUGAUGAGGAUGAUGGGCCAUCAGGCUUUGAGGACGAUCUCUCUGGUGAUGAUGGCGGCGAGGAGGAUUUGGUGAACACUGCAACUAAGAAGUCCAUCUCUUCUGAAUCAGCUGAACAGGAGAGUGUAGUGGGCACAAGAGAUAAUGGAGGUGGUGAUUCGUAUUUGAGUCAGACAAGGUUUGAUGAAUGCGCUCUCUCUCCCUUGACACUAAAAGGUGUUAAAGCUGCUGGGUAUGAACGAAUGACUGCGGUCCAGGAGGCCACUCUUCCUAUUAUACUUAAAGGGAAGGAUGUCCUGGCCAAAGCAAGGACAGGAACUGGAAAAACUGUAGCAUUCUUGCUUCCGGCUGUUGAAGUUAUCUCCAAAUUGCCCCCUAAUGACCAUGAUAAAAAAAGACCUCCCAUUAGUGUUGUUGUUGUGUGCCCUACACGUGAGCUUGCUGAUCAGGCUGCUGCAGAAGCAAACAAACUUCUCAAGUUCCAUCCAUCAAUUGGAGUACAACUUGUAAUUGGUGGCACUAGGAUGGCUCUUGAGCAGAAACGCAUGCAUACAAACCCUUGCCAGAUUCUGGUAGCUACGCCAGGAAGGCUUAAGGAUCAUAUGGAGAACACACCAGGUUUUGCUACUAGAUUGAUGGGCGUAAAAAUCCUUAUUCUUGAUGAAGCUGACCGCUUGUUAGAUAUGGGGUUCCGAACUGAUAUAGAGAGAAUAGUAGCUGCACUCCCCAAGCAGCGUCAAACACUUCUAUUUUCUGCUACAGUUCCAGAUGAGGUUCGUCAAGUAUGUCAUGUUGCCAUGAAAAGAGAUCUUGAAUUUGUUAACACUGUUCAAGAAGGAAGCGAGGAAACACACUCGCAGGUGAAACAAAUGCAUUUAGUUGCACCACUGGACAAACAAUUCUCUAUCCUAUAUGGUCUUCUAACGGAUCACAUGUCGGAAAAUGUUGACUACAAGGUGAUUGUGUUUUGUACAACAGCUAAGGUAACGAGUCUUGUUGCUGAACUUCUGUCUGAACUGAAGUUGAAUGUACGUGAGAUACAUUCCAGAAAGCCACAAAGUUACAGAACCAGGAUAUCAAAAGAAUUUAAGGAAUCAAAGGGUCUUAUUCUUGUUAGCUCUGAUGUAUCUGCCCGGGGUGUUGAUUAUCCCAAUGUCACACUUGUUGUGCAGUUGGGAGUUCCUAGUGACAGAGAUCAAUAUAUCCACCGUCUUGGUAGGACUGGCCGCAAAGGUAAUGAGGGGAGCGGAGUCUUACUGUUGGCGCCAUGGGAAGAAUACUUCUUAAGAAGUAUCAAAGAUUUGCCUAUUACAGAGGCUACGUUACCACUAAUUGACCUGGACACUAAACGAAAGGUUGAGAAGGCUCUUGCACAUGUGGAGGUGAAAGAUAAGGAAUCUGCUUAUCAAGCAUGGCUUGGGUACUAUAAUUCAAAUAAGCAAAUCGGCCGUGAUAAGUACCAGCUUGUAUCACUGGCCAAUGAGUUCAGUAGAAGUUUGGGGCUCAACAACCCUCCUGCACUGACUAAGCUUAUCCUUAAAAAGAUGGGACUGAGCAACAUUCCGGGUCUACGGUCAAAAUAGUAUGGUGCUCCUUGGUAACAGCAUUCCAAGCUCUCUAGCUAGGUAAACAGGCUGUGGAUUUAUAAACAUGGUUUCGUAUACAGGUUAUGGACUCAUGCUUGCAGUACAGCAAACUUCCAUACCGGUAGUUUUCAUUCUUCUCCUGUAACAUGGAAACACACCUCAAGUGCCUGUCCCCACUAGUGUAUGCUCUAUUGCAUAUCGUGGACAAUAGUUUCACUACGGCGAUCCUAUGAGCAAAUUUACUUAGCAUUUUGGGAAGCGAUAUCCCAGUUAUUGUCUCUUCA
Messenger RNA from Lolium perenne, 3250 nucleotides. Its product is annotated as DEAD-box ATP-dependent RNA helicase 31. Gene Ontology annotation, molecular function: RNA helicase activity; nucleic acid binding; ATP binding. Lineage: Eukaryota; Viridiplantae; Streptophyta; Magnoliopsida; Poales; Poaceae. The record is from RefSeq and is a predicted model, not a curated record.